Messenger RNA from Lentinula edodes (shiitake mushroom), 1377 nucleotides. Its product is annotated as putative serine esterase-domain-containing protein. The record is from RefSeq and is a predicted model, not a curated record. Lineage: Eukaryota; Fungi; Basidiomycota; Agaricomycetes; Agaricales; Omphalotaceae. Bases 1 to 1377 code for a protein of 458 amino acids. The transcript is spliced from 2 exons.
AUGUCCUCUAGCACAAGCAGCAAUUCACCAUCCCCAUCCUCUGAUUCUGUGCAUCUUCUUGUCCUCGUACAUGGCAUGUGGGGAAACCCAGGUCAUCUUGCCGAAAUGGAGCGAAUAGUUAAGGAGGUGCAACCUGAGCUUCAUGUGCUUUUGGCAGAAACGAACAAGGAGGACUCGACGUAUGAUGGAAUUGACUGGGGUGGCGAGAGAGUUGCGCAGGAGAUUGUCCAAGAAAUCGCUCAUCUCCGUUCACAAGGGAAACAUGUCCGUCGAUUCAGCAUCACCGGAUACAGUCUCGGGGGGUUAGUAUCCCGUUACGUCGUUGGCAUUCUAACCCAACGUGGAUUAUUCUCCCCUGAUUCUCCCGACGUUAUUGUUCCAGUCAACUUCAACACCAUUGCUACACCCCACUUCGGAUUAGUCAAAUAUAAUUCUUUCUUCUCUGCCAUCUCGCGCACACUCGGUCCCAAGCUUCUUAGUAGAACUGGGGAACAGUUUUACUGUGUCGACAAAUGGGGGAAGAGCGGGAGGCCCUUGUUGGAUGUUAUGUCAGACCCGAAUCUGAUUUUCUUUCAAUCCAUGGCCCAGUUCAAACAUGUGAGGAUUUAUGCAAACGCACUCAAUGAUCUAACGGUGCCAUACGUUACCGCGGCGAUUGAGACGGAAGACCCAUUUGCAGAGUAUGAAACAAAUGGACUACAGAUUGAAUAUCGUUCGGGACAUCAUCCCAUACUCUCUUCGUACACACUUCCAUCCUCUCUUCCACCCAAAUCUCGGUCAAAGUUGCACGCUCCAUUAUGGCUCCGGUCCCACUCCACCUUAUCUGUCUCCACAGAUAACCCGGACCACAAACCUAUCAUUCAGAAGACGCCCAUUUUACCUCCCUUCCUUAAUUUCCGUUUUCCAGUAAACAUCCUUGUAUACGCGUCUAUUCCAAUUCUCAUACCGAUGAUACUCACACUUGCCCUCGUACGCCUAUCCCUCGCUUCACGGUCUUCAAAAGCUCGAAUAUCGCUUCUGGAAAAAGAAUACAAGUCUGGGCAACAAACUUUAGCUCAAGCGUUAGUUAACUUCGAGAAAGAGGUUGAAGGCGCAGUGGCAGAUCUGAUCAACGAAUCGGAUCCAUCGUCUGUGCUUGCUGUACCGCAGGUACAUCACUCAGCACAUCCUAUUCUUUCUCCCCUUCAGAAAACAAUUUGUGCCCGAUUGAAUUCUAUUCCACAUCUUCAAAAGGAAAGGGCGCUCAUCACCGGUUUGCGAAAUACUCAUUCUACAAUCAUUUCGAGGGAACCGAAGGUGUGGGAUAAGAAUGGUGUUGGUUUGGGCGUAUUGAGGCAUUGGGCUGGGUCGUUGCAGUUGUCGGUAGAGGCUAUCUGA